AUGUUGGACACCUGUGGUGUUUGUGCAGGUUUCAUCCUUGAAUCCCAAGAGAAAAUCAAGUGCGCAGGACCUUGCGAGGAACUAUUUCACCUGUCGUGUGCCAUAGAAAGUGAGUCUGAAAAUUUACGGGAGGUAAAAGACUGCAAACCAAGGAAUCUCCCAUCGAAUCUGAAUUCGUCGAGUUCAAUUGUGCAAAAUGAUUUCUUUGAUCAAGUUCUGUCGGAUGCCUCGAAACUAGAAAAUAUGUUAAACAUGGUUCAUGAUUUACAACCAAGUGGCAUUCGUUAUUCGACGGAUAUGUCGAACUUGAUGCGUUCUAUGAAUAAGGAAAUAAUUCAGCUACGGAGUGAAAAUGCUACACUUGGUAAUCGAGUAAAAGAUUUAGAUGUUAAAGUGAACAAUGAUAUUGUAACGUUCGAUGGGUUGAAAAAAGUGGUGGGCGAUCUGUCAAGCAAGCUAGAUGAAACCAGCAGGUCGGUGGUGGAUCUUAAAGAUGAAAUUAAAUGCAUUAGAAGUUUGAACAAAACAAUCGAAGAUAAAAAUGCCAGUCUUGUAAAUCAAGUUAGGGACUUAGAAAAUAAACUGGGUAAACUGAAAUCGUCAUUAAAACAACAUACAGAAAAUAGAGUGAUUCAUACAGAAAUACCUAGUGUCAAAACAAAUGAAGAGAAAGAAAGUCUUUCUUGUAAACCUGUGCUUCAGGAGCACAAAAAUUAUGAAAACUCGUCUGUGAUCCAAUCUUCAAUGGCUGGAAAGACCCAGAAAGUAAUAGAAUUCGCCUUUGAUUAUUUUGGAAAUGCAACUGUAACUGCAUUGCGUGGAAUCGGCGAAGUCUACGGGGGCAGACUUAAUCAGCAUGGUUACUUCACGGCUGCCCAGGUUUAUAAAAAGUUUCUAGAACUGAACAAGGAUCAAGAUAUGUUCAAAAGCUGGCUUACUUCAGUGUGUGGUGCAAAUUCUAGAUGGUCUAGAGAAUGCUUCCAGUGUCUGCGCGAUUGGGAUAUCACAUUUGAAGUCCUAGUCCAGCAACAGCAACAAACUAUAACACAGAAAUUGCAGCUAUUAGACACUAAGAACCAGGGGACAAUUACACAAAAUACAGAAAACAGAGUGACCCAUACAAAAAUAGCUAGUGUCAAAACAAAUGCAGAGAAAGAAAGUCUUUCUUGUAACAAUUUGUUUCAUUCACACAAAAACGAAGAAAACUCGUUGGCAACUCGUCCUAAGUUGCUUGAGGUUCCUGUGAGACGGGACGUGCAAUAUUCAUUGGGCAACAAUUCCUUGGAUUGCAAUAUGGAAAAUAAACCUGUAACUGAAUUGGCAGGAAUCGGCGAAACCGACGCGGACAGACUACUUGCUGACUUGAUGUAUCUGCCAACUCUACCCAUCGAAUUUUAUUUAGAUUUAUCUAAAAAUAUCAUUAUUUAGAUAUUUUUAGGUAUUUUUUGGA
Molecule: messenger RNA, 1450 nt
Organism: Macrosteles quadrilineatus (aster leafhopper)
Lineage: Eukaryota; Metazoa; Arthropoda; Insecta; Hemiptera; Cicadellidae
Exons: 4
Coding region: 1-1428 (475 amino acids)
Molecular function (GO): DNA binding
Source: RefSeq, a predicted model, not a curated record